This is a messenger RNA of Haliotis rubra (blacklip abalone), 9813 nucleotides long. RefSeq names its product reticulophagy regulator 3-like. The record is from RefSeq and is a predicted model, not a curated record. Bases 72 to 1472 code for a protein of 466 amino acids. NCBI's taxonomy places the organism in Eukaryota, Metazoa, Mollusca, Gastropoda, Lepetellida, Haliotidae. The transcript is spliced from 9 exons. Gene Ontology annotation, biological process: reticulophagy.
CAAAAAUACUACGAGCACUUGCUGAACGAAUGUUUCUGACAGACGCAUAAUUUGAAUAUUUGCGCCUCAAAAUGGACAGUAGAAGUUAUUCGGGAGGCUAUGGAGGCGUUAAAGGACUCGAGGAAGACAUUAUAAGUCUUCUAAGCCCGAUCGAACCGAUCGUUAUGCGAAUACAAAGCCUCUUGGUUUGGGAGUACCCUCACAGAAGUGCAGUCAUGUUCAUCUGCGUACAUCUCUUGUUUUGGUAUUUGGCAGCAACUUCCAUGAGUUCAUAUUUUCUUAUAUCAAGUGCAACUUUAAUUCUUUUCUUUGUGGAUACAUGGAAGAAGAAAAUCUGGCCUGAAAUAAGAGUUCCGCCGCCUGUGCCUGAUGAUAUAGAUGGCUGGACCCCUGUCCAUCCUCGUCUGCUAAAUGUGCUCGAGAUUUCCCAUCAUGCAGCUGAAGUUCUUCACAACAUUCUCAACACACUCCAUGAGUUACGCUUGUUUCGUAGGAACAACCCAAGAAUGACAUGUUGCAUGGGUGUACUGUUUUCGAUAGUGUGUAUGAUAAUUUGCCUCAUCCUAAUGGUGAUUGGUCGCUACAUCCCGGGAAUAAUGCUUUCGUAUAUCCUAGUGAUGAGUGGGAUGCUGUGGCCUUGCAUCGUCUACCACAACGUGUUGAAGAAGGCGUAUCUCAAACUGGAGCCAGCGUUCAUGUGGCUGGAAUAUAAUCUCAAAAUAAAGAUGUCAAGGUCACCCAAAGUGAAUGCCACUGUUGAGGAUGACUACGAUGAGUUCUGUCCACCGACGGACCCGACAACCACGGCGCUGCUGGCCCGCGCCAUCACAGACAGCGAAGAUGAGGGAGGGCCAUCAGCCAUACCUACACCCCAGCUGUCUAAAGAACCUUCCAUGGACAACAGUGACAAUGAAGAAGAAGACUUUGAGCCAGGUCUAGAACGCAUGCCUUCAUUCGAUGACCUUGAUCAAACUGACGAUGAAUUCAUGCCCAACAAUGGCCAGGACCGCAGCAUGCCCUUCAACCCUUCCCACUUCGGUGAUGACUCAGACUCCGACGAGGACAUCAACUUUCCGGACAUCUCUGAAGUUGACUCUUCCGUACUGGAACACACACCAACAUCGGAAGGCCUCCUCAGCGCUCCCUUCAGUGUGCUCGCCAGCUCUGUUGUCAGCCAAACCCUGUCUUCCAUGGUAGAGAACGCUCUCCACAGUGUGUCCAGAAGGGGAGAGGACUCCAGCACUUCCUCCUAUGGUCGUCUGCCUGGCACGGAUGCCCAGAUCACCUACACACGAACAGACAUUGGGGAGGCAAUGGAUGUGUUACCACAGGAUACAACGCUCGAGGAGGAAGAUGAGGAGGAAGAAGAUGAAGAUGAGGAAGAAGAAUUUGGAAGACAGAUUGAAGCAGACAUUGAAAAAGAAUUUGAUUUUUUGGACGAUUUUGAACCAGGGAAUAAGCCCAAGAAAUGAGGCUACUCAGGGGGUUGUGAGUUUGUAUUGGUUUCGUUUUGAUACUAAAAGCUUGAUGAGAAUUUAUAGGUUAUAUUUUUGUAUCUAAACAGUGAAGACAUUUUUUCUAAGUGUUCAUGUGGUUAUGAUACGGAUUCUGCUUUCCUUGGGAGUUGUUAUGUGAUUAAUGACAAGAAAUGGGGUUUGACAACUAUAUGACAGCUGUGUGAUGUUCUGUAGGCGUGUGGUCAUCUGAAUCUGGAAGAAUCAUUGGUUUUGAGGUUUUGAAAUAGUUUCUUUUAGGAUUUUCACAAAUUAUUUAUUUCGUUACUAAAAGAACUAGACUGUUUCAUUGCAUGCUUCAUCAUGUUCAUGUCAGCAGAUGUUGUCAUACUUUGCCGUAUGUUUUUGGAAAGGUUACCAUGGCAAUAGCUGAUGACAGUGACCAUUUCUGGCAGAGUUAUCCUGAUGUUUGGAUCAUGAUUCCAACAGGAUAUUACACUACAAUCUAAUAAAGAUGAUCAAUGAGAAACUGCAUUUAAACCAUAUACUUAUGUGUAAAUCUAAUUCAUAAAUAUAAUAAUUAUUAUUCACCAAUCAUGGUGACUAUAGCAACAUGUCACAUAUAUCUACCAUGAACUCUAGCACAGUCAGUAUUUGAAAUCACCUGGUCAGGCAAUAGAAAAUCUAGAUAAUCUUCUUUUAAUAUUUAUGGUGACUGUAUACAAAUUUAGUAAUAUGGACAGAAAUUCAGGAACCCAUGACCUAUGAUAGUUUUAGUUUGUGAAAAAAAUCUGAUUAUGACUGUACAACUGAGUAAUUCUAUAUAUACUAGGAGGAUCUGCAUUUUUUUAUUUGGCUGAAUUAUGCCAUGAGUUUCCCGUUGAUAUCAUCAAGAUAUUUAUUUGAAUAACAAGUUCUGUCCAAAUUAUGAUGAUGAAUGUGUAGAUGCUGUUAUUGAUACUAAGUUAUCAACAUGGUUUUGUUACUCCAAGUUGGAUUUGACGUGUAGCCUCUUUACAUGACGUAUUAGAUCUCAAGGUCGCUCAUAUGGCUACCACUGGUGCAUUCUGGGAUGUGAAUAAGUUAAUGUUGGUUUGACACCCUCAUCAAGGAUGAUGAUGCUGUAAACAGAGUUUCCUCGGUAUCUGAUUUUUCAAAGUUUUGUUUUCUUUGUAAAAAAUGUUCGAUAACAAUGCCAAGUCAGGGCCCACAUUGUCAUCAACUGCAGUUCAGACCACAGAUGACAUGAUUCAGUGAAAGCUAAUACCAAGAGAUUUUGUAUCAGGUUUCACACCCUAACUGUUCAUAAGAAACCUGAAAAUAAUGGUCUCAAAAUUUGGGUUGGUUCAUCCUUCCAUGGAAUAACUGAAUGUUUUACUAAAACAUUAUUCCGCCUCUAACAAAGACUUCCUCCCCUUGUCAACUCAUAUUUCAGUGGUUCAGUUUAAACAUUACUCAACCUGCCACCUAGAACCUUAGCUUUCCUCCGAUCUUAAGAGGGCGGUGGCAUUACCUAGUGGUGAAAGCGUUCGCUCGCUCGCACGAAGACCUGAGUUCGAUUCCCCACAUGGGUACAAUGUGUGAAGCCCAUUUCUGGUGUCCCCCGCCGUAAUAUUGCUGGAAUAUUAGAAAAAGCAGCACAAAACUAAACUCACUCACUCACUCCUAUUUUAAGUUGACAUGCCAUGAUAAACCUGAGUAAUGUCCAAAGAAAACUGCUUUCUGGGUCCCCAACUGUUGGUUGGAUCAUCUGUCGUCAUCCUUGAUGGUAAUAAAAUCCAUAUCAGAUCAUUUCAAAGUGCUAUGUAUAUUUCCUACAUGUAUAUAGGAGUUCAUUCAUGAUGUAUGUAUACAUUUCCUCUAAUCUAUGACUAACAUUAUCAAGUUACAUGUAUAUUCAUUUCUUAAUUAUUCAUUUUAAAGGCACAGUGUCACACAUUUUGACAAUAUUUUGGCCUAUAGUUUAUAUGUCUGGGCAUAUGCACUCACUUUAGCACUCAACUGUCACACGCGGUGUUUACCGAAUUGGUUUCCAUCACAAGAUGUGCAUAGGAUAUUCUUAAGGAGAGCUCCACGGGACAUUUCCGGGGUUCAACGUGGCUUACUUGAAAUAAUGUUUGGGGUUCAACGGGGCUCACUUGAAAUAAUGUCUGGCCGGUAGAGGGUGCAAGAGUCAAUUUAAUGCAACAUUGCAUUUAUUCAUUCGAACUUUUUAAUUUAAUAUUGUAAUCUAAAUACAUUUUUCUUUGAAUAAAUUAUAUGGUAGCUUCGCUGGGGGCUGAUAGUUAGUAUUAUUGAGAGAAAUGCAUUAUGUAUUUUUAGAGAAGUGUGGUGUGGCCAGGGUUGGGUACAGCUUUGUGAGAAAGGGGACUGGGGUGGGGGUUUGAAUCCCCCACUCCCGAUCCGCCUAUGGUUGUGACAUUGUGCCUUUAAGCAUAUAAUUACAUGUAAUAAGUAAUUAGUAUUUGCAAUUUGUGUUUUCCUUGUAGUGAUUGAGGUUUGGUCAUUUAACGGGAUAUCUUCAGUUUGAAAUGUUUAGUUGAAUGUAAAUAUAUGAAACUGUACUCAAAGCUGUGUGUUCGGUAGUGUAAUUCAGGAUUCUUAUUGUUUUUGUUAAUUUUGUUGAUCACAUUUCAUUUCUGCACGUUUUUAAAUCAAGUUCUUAUUGUGUUGUUAUAUGUAACAAAAUAUUGAGUUAACAUUUAGAGAAAAGAUGAUUUAUUUAACAAAGUAUGUCAACAUGGAAGAGUGUUAGCAUAAAUUAUCUAAAACUUUAGUAUACAUCACCUGUAGCCAUCAUUGUAAGAGGUGACCGAAGUGGAAUCGGAUGGCACACUCCAUAACACAAUCUUAGUACUACAACGAUUGUAAUAUUUGUACUCAUAAUGGACUCAAACCAUUAGGUUAAUAUCCCUUUUGAACUGUGGCCCUUGCUUUGGUUCCACAUUCCCAUCUUAUCUUAAUGACUGUCACAAGUUAAUGUUGAAAGUAUGGAAACAUCUUAGUGGAAUGACCAGUUUGUGGAAUGUGACCUUCAUGGUUUUUAUGCCGUUGGGUGAAUAACAGUCACUCGCUCUCCAGAUUAUGCACUUAUGUCACUUAUGAUCGUACAUACAAAUUGCAGGGCUGUUAACCAAUACGCAAGCCGUCCACAGAAGUACCAAAACUGUAAGUUUGGUACCACAAGGCAUUAGACAAGAAAAUGUGAUUGCUCUCCAAGUUGUGUAUUCAUGGGUUGUAUAUCUCAAAGAAUCUAAUUGGAUGACAUUAUUUUUUAUGGUACGAAGUUUCUUGGGUUAGUUUUGAAGGUAAAAUGCAAAGUUGAAGCUGUUUAUAAUGGAAGAUAGUUACUGUCCAUGGGCUAACAAACAUUUGCUAGGGACAGAGAACAAUUUGUCCUUUGUAGAUGAUUUGCAUACAGUAGAAUGUCUCAAAAUGUUUGAUGUUUCUGAUUUAAAACAAAAAAAUCCAGUUUUAAAGAAAUUAAAGACAAUGUGGCAUAAGUUGUCAAUAUCCUCAAGAAAAUAAACAAGCAAUUGGAACAUCACACACCCCAAUCUUUGUUUAGCAGCCAUGAUGGUUGGUUGGUAACUAUUCAUUUCAGUCUUUGUUUAGAUUUUCAAAUCAAGCCAAUAGAUCAGGGAUAACAAAUGGAUACAUAUUCAUAUCUAUAUUUUAUAUAUUUUUCUUCAAGAUAUGGCUGAACUAUUGCCCUUGUGACAUAUCACUAUUAUAUUUUUCUGUUGGAUUAUUUUGGGUGUGGUCAAACUAAGAAAUUUAAGAAAUAAGUGCAAAGGCAUCAAUUUGUACCUUAUGACAAAAAUAGACAUCAAACUAUCAUGACUGAAUAAUUCCAGUACUUCUUUUAUUUCUUAAUUUUACUGAGACAUGUUGGAAUUUUUCAUUUCAAAUAAAUUUGAGACAUACUGACAUAUAUUGAAGAUCACCUCAUUAUAGAAAUAUUAGGACAUCAGGCAGAAACAUUAAAACAUGGAAAAAUAACACUGUAUGUUAAGAUAUUUGUUUUGUAAAAUGUAGAUAUUUCAUCCCUGUGAAGAGUUUUAAUGCACAGUUUGCACUUCACUGUAGAAAAGAUUCGAGUCACAUUUUUAAUUUUUCUCGUCAAAAUUGGUAGAUAUUUUACUUUUUCGUUUGAUUUGUAGAAAUGUUUGGAAUAUAUUGUUAUAUCAGCACAGUAAGCUUUCACCAGGUAUGUAUUUGUAGAAUAUUUUGUCUCGGCAGCUUUUGCAAUACUAGUCAAGUGCUUGUAUUAUUAAUGAAUUCAUGAUGCACGGUUAUAGGUCACAUUUGUUGCCGAGAAACAUGAAUUAGAGACUUUGAUUGGUUAAAAGACACCACAUUAUCUAGAUAUAUUCUGAUAAGAAUUCACAGUGCAUUAAUUUGUACAUAUCAUUGUAGUAUUUCACUACAUCACCUUAGUGCUUUGAAUUUACAGGUUUUUACUGUAAAACUCCGUUCAGAUCUUCCAUCAGACUUUAUCUGAUUAUUUCAAGUGAAGAUCUGUCAACAUAAGUGCUUAUAGUGACGUGCUCAUUUAUGCUUAUCUAUUUAUUCCAAGAUACACAUGCAUUAAUUAACUUAUUGUUGAUUAUAUGUAUCAGGUAUACAAUAAAUAACUAAGAUGUUACUGGUUUUAACAAAAGGGUCUUCAUCCUAAGAAGCGUUGAGGGUAUGACCAGGAUCUGCUGAUAUUUGGAAUGAAUCCCAGAUUGUUAAGGAUCCUUGGUCUGUCAGCUCCAGAUCCAUGUGUAGGUUUUUGUCAAAAUUGUUAAUUUAUUUUCCAAAACUUGCAUCCACAAAAGACAUCACUUAGUGAGAGAUAUGCUGCAAAGAUUUGUAUCCCAGUGCUUGGCAGCCCAUUGUGACAUCAUCAGUUACUAUGAUGUCACAAUCAAAUGACAUCAGUAAUCUCUGUAACACAUAAUCUGUACUAUGUACACUCAAGGAAAAGAAUACUAAUGUUUAUAUACAAAAACUUGAAGCCUGAUUUUUGGAUGAUAAAUAGACCCUCACAUUGUGACUUCCAAGUUGAAAUAUUUCACGACACCUUGAUAAAAUAGAAAGUGUCCUGGGGAAACCUCCGACAAUUAAGUUUUAUCAACUUGCCUUGAUAUAUUUUACCUCAGAAGAUGGGUAAGAUUCUCUAUGUCUGCAAUCUAUGUCCUUUGGGCUGUCAUUCAAUAUCUAACUGGCUUACCUGUAAAAUAAAAAUACUCAUUCUAUUUGGACCCAUCACUGGAAACAAAUAUUCUUUUUAUUUAAAAUACUGUCUUUACCCCUGGAUAAGAUGUAACUUUCUAACUGAACGAUACACCAUGAUCAUAUGCCAACCUUUCGCUACCCAUGCUAUCCAUUCACUUCAAGCAAAGUAAAUGCAAACAGGUGACUUUGUUACCAUGACUGUAUUUAUUGUUAAUAAUUAAAGAGUUAAAUCUGUUCAGUAGUCUGGCCUGUUACCAUGGCUACAUGUUUAAACUAGUAUCUACAACGCAGCACAUAGCAAAGUGUUAGUGUGAUGAAAUAAAUCCAGCUGAAGUGCUUUAAUGUAUAUUUAAAACAAGGGAGUUAAAUAAAACAAGUAAAUUAAAAUUUAAAUUAAUGUAGGGACUAUAGUUAGUUUCUAGAAUCAUGAGGGAUUCUAUGCUAAUUGUAAACUGCCUUAUUCCAUGCCCCUAAAUAUAUUGCUCAGUUUUUUUCUAUGCAGUUUCAAAUGCUUUACCAAAGUGUCAAAGUUCAGGAUUUACUAAUUUACCCUGUAUGCCAAAAUGCCAUCACUAGUAACGUAUAGUUUCAGAAUUUAAUUUUAAGCACAUUCUUCAGAUUCUGUUCAUGAAAAAUGGUUAGUUUUUGGUAGCUUAGAGAGAUGGUCUAACAAACUGACAGUGGAUGCGUAAGACCUUCAUAUCAAUUUAACAUUAGAAAUUUCGAUGCAAAGUUGUUUAUAUACAAAUUAUAAAUAUUGUGAUGACAUCCACAUUUUUUAACAUUUAAACUAUUUUAGGGUCAUCAAUUUGUUCAGGAAAAUUCAAGGGUAUCUUCUUGCUUUGUUGAAGCUGGUGAUAAUAUUCAAAAUAUUUCUUCAUAAUCAUGCUUUCUGACUCAUGUGGUUUCUUUCAAGUUCAACAUCAGGUAGAUUUGGAGAAAUAUUGAAUGAAGUAUGACAAAGGUUUUAUUCAAUUAGUAGUCGAUUAUCCUCAAUGCCAAAGAGGCCGAAGAUGCCAACCCUUUGCCUGCUUUGAGAAUGAUCUUGGAGCUUUACGAUGUCAAUACGGCAGUACUGUACAUAGUAAUAUUUCUGUUACAUAAUUAAAUUGUUGUCUUUUUUUAUCUAUUGUCCCUCUUUUUUGAAACACAAACAUGUCAAAACUUUGUCUUAUGAUCUGAAUACGAUGAAAUGAUUGUAAAUUGUAAUAUAAAUUAGUUUUGUCAAACAGUAGAUUUCUUUUAAUAUUUUUCAGGCAUCGUAGAAAUGUCAUGUAAUUGUGAAAGAAUUUAUGUAAUAUCCAGAAUGUUUUGUCCAAUACUAGAAUACUUUUUAUUAUUUUCUUUCUUUUGGAAACAAAAGCUUAACAGAAAAUUGUGUUAUAAUUUGAAAGGAUAAGUGUAAUGUCACAAUGUGUAUAUAAUUAUGUAUAAAUGUUUGAUAAUGGAAACGGAAUUAUUCAAGUUAUAAAAUAUCUGUGAUUGAGAUAUUCUCAGCGAUAAGUGAUAUAGCAGGCCACCUGCUCGUGUACCUGAAUAUACAGUGUUAUUAUUAACAUGACUAAGAAUGACAUCAUUCCAUGGCUAGUUUAUCAUUCUUCAAGUUUUGUCAGCCUCAGUUUGCUACACAAGAAAUAAAUCUAUCUUGUCCUUGUUCUGUAAAUAAACGUUUUGUUGUAUACAUUUCCACAUGUUCAGCAAUGUCAUAUUUUCUAUGUUGUUAAGAUGUGAAACUUUCGCUGUCAUUGUUGCAAUGGUCAAUAUUUUCCUGUUUUCAGUUUAUACGAUUUACAGAUACAAAUUACAGCUACUGUCAUUAAUAAUGACAAAUGGAAAGAUGUGGUGUUAGUUCUGACAAAUUAGGUCACAUCUAUUUUUCUAAAGAAAUAAAUGUGUGCCAGAAGGGGUAUUAUGCGACUCUAUGACUGAAAUUAACUAAUCUUGUCAAACUGAGAUUGUCUACAACCCUUGCCUUUUCAAGAUCAUUUACCAUGACUUGAUCGUGAUGCAGCCACAUGUAAGGACGUGAGUUGUGUCCCUUGUGAUGAAAACAUUAUAUCCAAUCAGAUUGCUGUUUUUAUUUCAAAUAGAACAUGGAGUUGGGGUCGUGUGAAAAUAGUGUUGCUUCUCAGUCACUGACAGCUCAGUUGUUUGAAAUACAAUACAGUGAUGAUUCUACUCAAAUAUGUAAAAGUACUUGAGCAAGUCAAUUGAACUCUUAGAACAACUCUGAAAAUGUUGUCUUUCCUUAAUUGUUAGAAUAAUAUAUAAAAAUAAUAUUUUCAGAAUAUGGAUGCUGAUUGUGUAAAAUCUCAUCUGAUCGAUGUGUGUUAAUCCUGUUUUUGAAAAGUCAGCUUGAAAGGCAUGAGUGAAAACUUGAUUUUAUUAAUAGGCUAGUGGACAUGUUUGCCUCGGUAAUAUACAUGUAACUAUGGUAACCAGUUUCUAACCCAUGCAACAUCAGUUUGAUAAAAGAAUUGGGAGUAUAACUGUAUUUGAAGUGCACAUAUUUCAUCAUUCAUUUGGUUGUAUGACUAGUUUUGUACAUACACUUGACUAAAAAAACACUUGUCAACAAUGUCACAGAGUGGAAGCUAACAUCAGAAGAAAGAAACAUGUUUUCUGAUACCUUGGUAAAACACAGUUGAUUUUUAAAUAGGCUUUCAUAAACUGAUGAUAUUUGUGAUUAUUGUUUUAUCAACAACAAACCUGAAUUCAAGUGCAGUUGAGGGGAUUGCUUGUUUUGAUAAGCGAUUUCGAUUCAUGCCAGCUGUUAGACACUUAGGCCCCUAUAUUCUCUGAGGCACUGGCAGCCUUGAUCUGUUGGUUGAUACAAUUAGAAGUACAUGCCCUGUAUGUUGGCUUCAAUCCCCAUUCAUCUUGAUUCUGAUCCUUGUUUUGCAGUGCCAAAGGUUGCCUCCGUGUCAUAUACAAACACGACCUUUGUCAACAGGUAUUCCUCCCAGAAGCUCACACAUUGACAAAAGUACACUUCAUUAAAUAGUUUCAGAUUAAGUAUUAAAGGCUGUUCUACUGCUUCAACCUCACUGUCAUGCAUGGCGCCUUUGCCAGUUUGAGAUCUGCAUUAAUAUACUGAAGGAAUAAAAUAAGGUGCCACAGGCAAUGUUGCUGGAUG